AUGUACCAGAGCCUGGCCAUGGCCGCCAACCACGGGCCCCCUCCCGGGCCCUACGAGGCGGGCGGCCCGGGUGCCUUCAUGCACGGCGCGGGCGCCGCGUCCUCGCCUGUCUACGUGCCCACGCCGCGGGUGCCCUCCUCGGUGCUCGGCCUGUCCUACCUCCAGGGCGGAGGCGGGGGCGCGGCCUCCGGGGCCGCCUCGGGCGGCAGCUCGGGAGCCGCGCCGUCGGGCGCGGGGCCCGGGACGCAGCAGGGCAGCCCAGGCUGGAGCCAGGCGGGAGCCGAGGGAGCCGCCUACACCCCGCCGCCCGUGUCGCCGCGCUUCUCCUUCCCGGGCACCACUGGGUCCCUGGCCGCCGCCGCCGCCGCCGCCGCGGCCCGGGAAGCCGCGGCCUACAGCAGUGGCGGCGGGGCUGCCGGCGCGGGCCUGGCGGGCCGCGAGCAGUACGGGCGAGCCGGCUUCGCGGGCUCCUACUCCAGCCCCUACCCCGCCUACAUGGCCGACGUGGGCGCGUCCUGGGCCGCGGCCGCCGCCGCCUCCGCCGGACCCUUCGACAGCCCGGUCCUGCACAGCCUGCCCGGCCGAGCCAACCCCGCCGCGCGACACCCCAAUCUCGUAGAUAUGUUUGAUGACUUCUCGGAAGGCAGAGAGUGUGUCAACUGUGGGGCCAUGUCCACCCCUCUGUGGCGGCGGGACGGGACAGGACACUACCUGUGCAACGCCUGCGGCCUCUACCACAAGAUGAACGGCAUCAACCGGCCCCUCAUCAAGCCCCAGCGCCGCCUGUCUGCCUCGCGCCGAGUGGGCCUCUCCUGCGCCAACUGCCAGACCACCACCACCACGCUGUGGCGCCGCAACGCCGAGGGCGAGCCAGUGUGUAAUGCCUGCGGCCUCUACAUGAAGCUCCAUGGCGUGCCCAGGCCUCUUGCAAUGCGGAAAGAGGGGAUUCAAACCAGAAAACGGAAGCCCAAGAACCUUAACAAAUCAAAGACACCAGCAGGUCCCUCCGGCAGUGAGAGCCUCCCUCCCACCACCAGCGCUUCCAGCAGCUCCAGCAGUGUGGCCGCCAGCAGCAGUGAGGAGAUGCGCCCCAUCAAAACAGAGCCCGGGCUGUCAUCCCACUACGGGCCCAGCAGCUCCCUGUCGCAGACGUUCUCGGUCAGUGCGAUGUCUGGCCAUGGGUCCUCCAUCCACCCGGUCCUCUCCGCUCUGAAGCUCUCCCCGCAAGGCUACGCGUCCUCUGUCAGCCAGUCACCACAGGCCAGCUCCAAGCAGGACCCUUGGAACAGCCUGGCCUUGGCUGACAGUCAUGGGGACAUAAUCACUGCAUAA
Molecule: messenger RNA, 1332 nt
Organism: Budorcas taxicolor (takin)
Lineage: Eukaryota; Metazoa; Chordata; Mammalia; Artiodactyla; Bovidae
Gene: GATA4
Product: GATA binding protein 4
Exons: 6
Coding region: 1-1332 (443 amino acids)
Biological process (GO): positive regulation of transcription by RNA polymerase II; cell fate commitment; negative regulation of transcription by RNA polymerase II
Cellular component (GO): nucleus
Molecular function (GO): RNA polymerase II cis-regulatory region sequence-specific DNA binding; DNA-binding transcription factor activity, RNA polymerase II-specific; zinc ion binding
Source: RefSeq, a predicted model, not a curated record